Molecule: messenger RNA, 1175 nt
Organism: Balearica regulorum gibbericeps (East African grey crowned-crane)
Lineage: Eukaryota; Metazoa; Chordata; Aves; Gruiformes; Gruidae
Source: RefSeq, a predicted model, not a curated record
AUGAGUGGUGGAUUGGCACCAAGCAAAAGCACGGUGUAUGUGUCCAAUUUACCUUUUGCUUUGACAAACAACGAUCUAUACAGGAUAUUUUCAAAAUAUGGGAAAGUUGUCAAAGUUACUAUUAUGAAAGACAAAGACACCAGGAAAAGCAAAGGAGUUGCCUUUAUUUUGUUUUUGGAUAAAGAAUCUGCACAAAACUGUUCUCGGGCACUUAAUAACAAACAGUUGUUUGGAAGAGUAAUAAAAGCAAGUAUUGCCAUUGAUAAUGGAAGAGCAGCAGAAUUCAUUCGUAGGCGUAACUACUUUGAUAAAUCUAAGUGUUACGAAUGUGGGGAAGCAGGACAUUUAAGUUAUGCUUGUCCUAAAAAUAUGCUAGGAGAGCGGGAGCCACCAAAAAAAAAAGAAAAGAAGAAGAGAAAGAAAAUAGUUGAGCCAGAAGAAAUUGAGGAGGAACAAGAAAGUGAAGAGGAAGGAGAAGACCCUGCUCUAGAUAGCCUCAGCCAAGCCAUAGCUUUUCAGCAAGCCAAAAUUGAGGAAGAACAACAGAGAUGGACGCAGACUGCAGGGGAAUCUUCAAUUUCAGAUGAUUCGAAACGUCCACGGAUUAAGAAAAGUGCUUAUUUCAGUGAUGAGGAGGAACUUAGCGAUUGAAAUAAUACUGGUUUAUAUGCAUAUAUAUAGUGUACAUUUUGUAAAGUGUUACAAAGUUGUCUGUAAUACAGGUUUGUCUUGAUGUUGAAGACACUGAAAAUCAUGUUGUAGUUCUAUCCUGCCCCCGAACCUUCCAUCUUUUGAUAUCUUUCUCUCAAAAUUUCACCUUUCAAGGCAGCUUCUUAAGAAAACAAUGUGUUUCUACACUUAAAUCCAGAAAAAUAUCUGGGAGAAUGCUUCUUGCAGUUAAUAUGUAGACUCAAACCCUGGGAGUGAAAGCUUUCAUAAGAGAAUUUCCCAAGAUUAUUUUCCUAAGAAGAGUUCCUCUUAGGAUCACUGUUAGCACCACUGAUGCUUUAUGUAUUGGUCUGUUUAUUGCCUGUUUGGAAGCAGUGCUUUAGUAGUACUUUAGUAGUGUAUGAAUCUUGUACUAGUUCCUCUGCAUAGGGUUGAAUUUCAACCUUAAGUAUUGUACUAGUCUUUUAACUCUUCAUGCAGUAAUAAAAUAAAUUACUGUCACAUCA